AUGAAUUUUACAUUUAAUACUAAAAAAACAAUAACUAAUAAUAGGGUAACAUUACCAUAUAGAAAAGGAAAUGCAACUGGUGGUUUGAGAGAUGUAUCACGUAUAAAUACAAAUGAUUCUAAUUAUGUACCAACAGGAGAUGGUGACUGUUUAACAAAAGAAUUCUCCAAAAUAUCUAUUCAACCUUCUGUGGAUGGUCGUGAAGAGGUUGUAGGUUUUUCGGAAUUAAAGGAACAACCAAAAUUUAUGUUUGAUGAUUUUAAAAAAUUACAAAUAAUUGAUACAAAUGAUAUAGACAAAGAAAUUGAUUUAAUUGAAGUUCCAUGUUCUUUAAAAGAGGACAGAUGUGAGAAACGUAAGGAUGAUAAUGGUAAUAAUGCCCGUGCAAUAGAUAAUUUUUAUAAUCUUCUUUAUGAAAAUCUUUCCUAUGUCAUUAAUGAAUAUAAGGAUAGUAAGGAAUCUGAAAAAUAUGCAUAUGAAUCAUUGGAUACUUUUGAUUGUGAUAGUGGUCGUGGAAGUUCAUUAGAAAUACCAAAGUAUGAAUUUGAACACAUAUUGGAGGAGAAUGGAAAUAUAUGUGAUUUUGAGAUUGAGCUUUAA
Messenger RNA from Strongyloides ratti, 600 nucleotides. RefSeq lists its product as hypothetical. The transcript is spliced from 2 exons. Lineage: Eukaryota; Metazoa; Nematoda; Chromadorea; Rhabditida; Strongyloididae. The record is from RefSeq and is a predicted model, not a curated record. Bases 1 to 600 code for a protein of 199 amino acids.